This is a messenger RNA of Colletotrichum fioriniae, 1602 nucleotides long. RefSeq lists its product as uncharacterized. NCBI's taxonomy places the organism in Eukaryota, Fungi, Ascomycota, Sordariomycetes, Glomerellales, Glomerellaceae. Gene Ontology annotation, molecular function: protein binding. The record is from RefSeq and is a predicted model, not a curated record.
AUGUCACAGCAUACACCAUCGGCAUCAGGGCCGUCAACAUCAGUCAUGGAUGCACCGGCAAACCCUCAGUCCAAAUCGCCCUUCAACAAAGUUCCUCUCGAGGUUCUCAUUCGCAUAUCUGAUCAAUUGUCAACCCCCGACCUGGGAAGCCUUCGUCUGACAUGCAGGUCCAUAGAGCAGUCCAUGUUCAAUCUGUUUAUGAAGGAGUUCUUUACUCAACGCCAAUUCAUGCUCACCGAAUUCAGCCUACAGACCCUCAUCGACAUCAGCAAGUCACGGCUGAGUGAUUGUCUCGACUAUGUCAUCAUCGGCCUCAACACAUUCACACGUCAUUACUUUUCCCCAGGAGAGGAAGCCAAGGAAACCCGCUAUCGCGAAGCCCAAUCCGAUCACCACACCCUAGUCAACAGCGGUCAAGACGUUGCUAUGCUGACGGAGGCUUUCCAAAACCUCAAGAACCUCAAAACUGUGGGCAUUCGUGACUACCACUCCAAGGGAAGGGGGUUUCGGGAUGGUUUCGAGGUCAGCUGGGCGAGUUACGGUGCCACCACGCUCCGGCAAUAUACCGGAGUAGAUCUUCUGCGCAUACCUAUCGAAGAGAUGGUCGCCUACACCAACAAAGUCUUCAUCACCCUCUUCACCGCGCUUGGCAAUGCUGCUGCCCGGCCCAGUGCCUUCGAACUGCUCCGCCACCAGCAAGGCGUGCCCUCUGACGACGCUUACAACCUCUUCACCAAGUACCUCAAGCCCAAGGUCGUCCCCAUCCUCGAGGGCCUCGAGACCUUCAUAUGUGUUGUGAACGUAGCAACUGGCCCCUCACGAUUUACGUCACUCACAGGUAGCCCGGGCACUCACCAACGGCGUCGAUACGAUUAUCUCCUGCGUCUCUUCUUGGGUGCCAUGCCGAACCUCAAGCAUUUACGGUUAAACUUUGCACACCCAGGCCACAACACGGAUGCUAUUGAUGAAUUUAUCGACUGGCUGGGUACACCUGCCUCCAGUGCUCUUUCUGAACCGGACGACAACCAGCUACCGACGCCUCCAGCUCCGGUGGCAUUCCCCCACCUCGAAGAGAUUAACUUGGGCUUCGUAGAAGUCGAGCCGAAGCGGCUUCUCAAAGUCGUGCAAAAGCUUGCACCAACACUCAAGAAUCUCGAGAUGUGGAAGGUCACGCUCCGCACCCGUACAGGAGCUGUUCAAGGGGACUAUAACGUGAGAGGCGACAUUUCCAUUAUCAACAUGUGGGCUCGAUUCCUUCAGAGUCUGCGCAGCAUUCCCGAUCUCGAUCUGAAACACAUCAUGGUCGGCUGCCCUGCUCAGCGCAUGUCUAUGAUGAGCGCUAGGGUAUGGCUCCAAGCCACAGACGGAGUGCCAGACAAGAGUGUGAGCAGACGCGAGUAUACAGGCAUCGACUGGAGGCAUUUUGUGGGAGACUUGGCCAAGCAAAUCAUGGUGGAUAUCCCGCCCGAGCGUGAGCGUAACCCGGACUCGGACGAAGAAGAUGAUGAAGACACGAACGAUGACAUGGACGAUGACAUUGACGAUGGUAUGGACCAUGACAUGUUGGAAGACGACAUGUUGGACGCGAUACAAGGUCAGUAA